This is a messenger RNA of Rhea pennata, 10654 nucleotides long. It is a transcript of the gene TTC28, whose product is annotated as tetratricopeptide repeat domain 28. The record is from RefSeq and is a predicted model, not a curated record. NCBI's taxonomy places the organism in Eukaryota, Metazoa, Chordata, Aves, Rheiformes, Rheidae. Gene Ontology annotation, molecular function: protein binding. The coding region runs from base 9 to 7421 and encodes 2470 amino acids. The transcript has 22 exons.
GCAGCGCGAUGGAGCAACAGGCGGCGCCGCCCGCCCCGGUGGGGGCCGCAGCAGGGGGCCGGGCUCGGCGGCGGCGGGAGCGGGAGUCGGAGCCUCCUCGGAUUUCUUUUUUUGGAUCAAAAUCUUUUGGAAAAAGAAGUCCUGACAGCUCCAUGUUGAGCAAAGCUGAAUUUGUUGAGAAAGUUCGCCAGAGCAACCAGGCUUGCCACGAUGGCGAUUUUCAUACAGCAAUCACGUUGUACAAUGAGGCUUUGGGAGUCGACCCUCAGAACUGCAUUCUCUACAGUAACCGUUCAGCAGCCUACAUGAAAAUCCAUCAAUAUGACAAGGCACUGGAUGAUGCAAUCAAAGCACGACUUCUAAAUCCCAAAUGGCCAAAGGCAUACUUCCGGCAGGGUGUGGCCCUUCAGUAUCUUGGACGUCAUGCAGAUGCACUGGCAGCAUUUGCAUCAGGGCUGGCUCAAGAUCCCAAGAGUCUUCAACUUCUGGUUGGCAUGGUCGAGGCUGCCAUGAAAUCUCCCAUGCGAGAGUCCCUGGAACCAACCUAUCAACAAUUGCAGAAGAUGAAGCUGGACAAGAGCCCCUUUGUUGUGGUGUCUGUGAUAGGCCAGGAACUUCUGACUGCAGGUCAUCACGGUGCCUCUGUGGUUGUGCUAGAAGCUGCCCUGAAGAUCGGCACUUGCAGCCUGAAGCUGAGAGGAUCAGUGUUCUCUGCACUGAGCAGUGCUUACUGGUCCCUGGGGAAUACAGAGAAAAGUACUGGAUACAUGCAACAGGACUUAGACGUAGCCAAGACUUUAGGUGACCAGACGGGAGAAUGCCGAGCUCAUGGAAAUCUGGGCUCCGCAUUCUUUUCCAAAGGAAGUUAUCGGGAGGCCCUUACUAACCACAGACAUCAGCUGGUGCUCGCCAUGAAACUCAAGGACAGAGAGGCAGCGUCCUCAGCACUGAGCAGUUUGGGCCAUGUGUACACAGCCAUUGGGGACUACCCAAAUGCACUGGCUAGCCACAAGCAGUGCGUCCUCCUCGCAAAGCAGUCCAAAGACGAACUCUCUGAGGCACGGGAGCUGGGCAACAUGGGGGCAGUGUACAUUGCAAUGGGGGAUUUUGAAAAUGCCGUGCAAUGCCAUGAACAGCAUCUUAAGAUCGCCAAGGAGCUGGGGAACAAGCGGGAGGAAGCCCGAGCCUACAGCAACCUAGGCAGUGCUUACCACUACCGGAGGAACUUCGACAAAGCCAUGUCCUACCAUAACUAUGUGCUGGAGUUGGCCCAGGAGCUGGCUGAGAAGGCUAUUGAGAUGCGAGCUUAUGCUGGCUUGGGCCAUGCAGCUAGAUGUAUGCAGGACCUGGAGAGGGCUAAGCAGUACCAUGAAGAACAGUUGCACAUUGCUGAGAGCCUGCAGGACCGAGCUGCUGAAGGCAGAGCCUCCUCCAAUCUAGGAAUCAUCCACCAGAUGAAGGGUGAUUAUGAUUCUGCACUGAGGCUACAUAAGACACAUCUGUCCAUAGCUCAGGAGCUAAGUGAUUAUGCUGCCCAGGGCAGGGCUUAUGGCAACAUGGGCAACGCUUAUAAUGCUCUGGGCAUGUAUGACCAGGCUGUGAAGUACCAUCGGCAGGAGCUGCAGAUUUCUAUGGAAGUGAAUGACCGUGCCUCUCAGGCAUCCACACAUGGGAACUUAGCAGUUGCCUAUCAAGCGUUGGGUGCUCAUGACCGUGCUCUGCAGCACUACCAAAAUCACCUCAACAUUGCUCGGGAACUACGAGAUAUCCAGAGUGAAGCACGGGCCCUGAGCAAUUUGGGCAACUUCCACUGCUCACGAGGAGAGUAUGUACAGGCAGCUCCUUACUAUGAACAAUACCUGCGCUUGUCCCCAGAGCUGCAGGACAUGGAAGGGGAAGGGAAAGUUUGCCAUAACCUUGGCUAUGCCCAUUACUGUCUUGGAAACUAUGAAGAAGCUGUAAAGUACUAUGAGCAGGAUCUUGCCUUAGCGAAGGAUCUUCAUGACAAGCUGAGCCAAGCCAAAGCGUAUUGCAACCUCGGUUUGGCCUUCAAAGCCUUGAUGGAUUUCAGCAAAGCAGAGGAGUGUCAGAAGUACCUAUUGUCCCUGGCCCAGUCUCUGAACAAUUCCCAAGCCAAAUUCCGAGCUCUGGGGAACUUGGGGGAUAUUUUUGUCUGUAAGAAAGAUGUAAAUGGUGCAAUAAAAUUUUAUGAACAACAGCUAAGCUUAGCCCAUCAUGUUAAAGACAGAAGACUGGAAGCCAGUGCCUAUGCAGCCUUGGGCUCUGCAUACAGGAUGAUACAGAAGUGUGACAAGGCUUUAGGCUACCAUACGCAAGAACUAGAGGUGUACCAGGAGCUGGGAGAAAUGCCAGGUGAAUGCAGAGCACAUGGUCACCUUGCUGCAGUGUAUAUGUCACUUGGGAAGUACACCAUGGCAUUUAAGUGUUAUGAAGAACAGUUGGAGCUUGGGCAGAAACUGAAGGACCCUAGCAUAGAAGCCCAAGUCUAUGGUAACAUGGGCAUUACCAAGAUGAACAUGAACAUCAUGGAGGAAGCUAUUGGCUAUUUUGAACAACAACUGGCCAUGCUGCAGCAGCUCAGUGGAAAUGAAUCUGUGUUAGAUCGAGGCCGAGCGUAUGGGAACCUGGGAGAUUGUUAUGAAGCUCUAGGAGAUUUUGAGGAAGCUAUAAAGUAUUAUGAACAGUACCUGUCUGUGGCUCAAAGUUUGAACCGUAUGCAAGAUCAGGCAAAGGCCUAUCGAGGCCUGGGCAAUGGACACAGGGCUAUGGGGAGUUUGCAGCAGGCUCUGGUGUGCUUUGAGAAGCGGCUUGUGGUGGCACAUGAAUUAGGGGAAGCAUUUAACAAAGCCCAAGCCUAUGGGGAGCUGGGAAGCCUGCACAGCCAGUUGGGGAACUAUGAGCAAGCCAUUUCUUGCCUGGAGCGCCAGCUAAACAUUGCUCGGGAGAUGAAGGACCGAGCUCUGGAGAGCGAUGCUGCAUGUGGCCUCGGUGGAGUCUACCAGCAAAUGGGAGAGUACGACACAGCCCUGCAGUAUCACCAGCUAGACCUGCAGAUUGCAGAAGAGACCAACAACCCCACCUGUCAAGGCCGGGCCUAUGGGAACCUGGGCCUGACCUAUGAGUCCCUGGGCACGUAUGAGAGAGCAGUUGUUUAUCAGGAACAACAUCUCAGCAUUGCAGCACAAAUGAAUGACCUAGUAGCCAAAACCAUGUCUUACAGCAGUCUAGGAAGGACUCAUCAUGCCUUGCAGAACUACUCUCAGGCUGUGAUGUAUCUGCAAGAAGGACUGAGGCUGGCAGAGCAGUUGGGUCGCAGAGAAGAUGAAGCCAAAAUCCGCCAUGGCCUGGGCCUCUCCCUCUGGGCGAGUGGGAACCUGGAGGAGUCUCAACACCAGCUUUACCGGGCCUCGGCGCUAUUUGAAACCAUCCGACACGAGGUGCAGCUGAGUACAGAUUACAAGCUAUCACUCUUCGACCUGCAGACAUCCUCCUAUCAGGCCCUGCAGCGAGUACUUGUCAGCCUUGGUCACCAUGAUGAAGCCUUAGCAGUGGCAGAGAGAGGACGAACAAGGGCUUUUGCUGAUCUGCUUGUGGAACGCCAGACUGGACAGCAGGACUCUGAUCCCUAUUCUCCAGUAACCAUUGAUCAAGUCUUGGAGACAGUGAAUGGCCAGAGGGGACUUGUUCUCUACUACUCACUGGCUGCAGGUUAUCUGUACAGCUGGCUGCUGGCUCCUGGGGCAGGAAUCCUGAAGUUUCACGAGUAUUAUCUGGGUGACAGCCUCACGGAGAAUGCUGGGGACUUCCCUGAAGCCAACAGCAUGGCUCUGCAAACAGUAACGACCUCAGCACUGGAACUGUACAUCUCCAGCGUGCGAGAAACCCUGGGUGUGGAAUCCUACUAUACCCGAGCCUGUGCCAGCAGUGAGACUGAGAGUGAAGCUGGGGAUAUCAUGGACCAACAGUUUGAGGAGAUGAAUAACAAGCUGAACUCAAUGACUGAUCCAACUGGCUUCCUGAGGAUGGUCAGCAGGAACAACCUCUUGAACAGGAGCUGUCAGAGCAUGAGCAGUCUGUUCAGCAGUACCAUGUCUCCUGUUAAGGAUGGAACAUCCUCUCUUCCAAGGAGGCAGACUUCCUUCACCAAGCCCCCACUUCGUGCGCUCUAUGACUUACUGAUAGGACCCAUGGAAGGAGGUUUGAUGCAUUCCAGUGGUCCAGUCGGCCGCCACCGCCAGCUGAUUCUGGUUCUGGAGGGAGAACUGUACCUCAUUCCUUUUGCUCUUCUGAAGGGCAGUUCCUCCAACGAGUACCUCUAUGAGCGCUUCAGCCUCAUUGCAGUGCCAUCCAUCCAGUCGCUGAACCCCAGCUCCAAGUCCCACGUGAGGAAGAAUACUCCUACUUAUUCCAAUUCUACCUCAAUGGCAGCUGUCAUAGGAAAUCCCAAGCUCCCUUCAGCAGUUAUGGACAGGUGGCUGUGGGGACCUAUGCCUUCUGCAGAAGAGGAGGCAUAUAUGGUAUCUGAGUUACUUGGUUGCCAACCCUUAGUUGGCAAUGCAGCAACAAAAGAGAGGGUCAUGAGUGCCCUCUCUCUGGCAGAAUGUGUUCAUUUCGCAACCCACAUCUCCUGGAAGCUGGCUGCUUUAGUCCUGACACCCAACACUGACAGCAAUCCAGCCAGCAGCAAGAGCUCUUUUGGGAACCCCUACACAAUCCCAGAAUCCCUUCGGAUGCAGGAUGAUGCCAGUGAUGCAGAGAGCAUCUCAGACUGCCCCCCUCUUCAAGAGUUUCUACUCACAGCAGCUGAUGUCCUGGAUCUGCGGCUUCCUGUUAAAUUAGUGGUUCUUGGAUCUUACCAAGAAUCCAACAGCAAAGUCACUGCUGAUGGGGUUAUUGGCUUGACAAGAGCGUUCCUGGCUGCUGGGGCUCAGUGUGUUCUAGUGUCACUCUGGCCUGUUCCUGUGGCUGCUUCCAAAAUGUUUGUGCAUGCCUUCUAUUCUUCCCUCUUAAAUGGAAUGAAAGCCAGUGCAGCCCUUGGAGAAGCAAUGAAAACUGUACAGAGCAGCAAGCAGUUCUCACAUCCAUCCAACUGGGCAGGUUUCACACUCAUCGGGAGUGAUGUGAAGCUCAACAGCCCUUCUUCGCUAGUAGGGCAGGCCCUGACUGAGAUUCUGCAGCACCCCGAAAGGGCACGAGAUGCCCUACGCGUCCUGCUACAUCUGGUGGAGAAGUCAUUGCAGCGGAUCCAGAAUGGGCAGCACAACUCCAUGUACACCUCCCAACAAAGCGUGGAGAAUAAAGUUGGUGGCAUUCCUGGCUGGCAGGCUCUGCUCACGGCUGUGGGGUUCCGACUGGACCCUCCUGCCAGCGGCCUGCCUGCAGCAGUGUUCUUCCCCACCUCAGACCCUGGUGAGCGGCUACAGCAGUGCAGCACCACCAUACAGUCCCUCCUAGGUUUGCCUAACCCUGCACUUCAGGCACUUUGUAAACUUAUAACAGCUUCAGAAACAGGAGAACAGCUUAUCAACCGGCUACAUCAAGUCUUGGUUCAACUUCAGGCAGGAGAGAAGGAGCAGGAUUUCUCCUCUGCACCAAUCCAGGUUUCCAUCAGUGUCCAGCUCUGGAGGCUUCCUGGCUGUCAUGAGUUUCUGGCAGCUCUAGGUUUUGACCUUUGUGAAGUUGGGCAAGAGGAGGUGAUUCUGAAAACUGGGAAACAAGCUAAUAGGAGGACAAUGCACUUUGCUCUACAGUCCUUGCUGGCACUUUUUGAUUCUACAGAGCUUCCUAAGCGCCUUAGCCUGGACAGUUCCUCAUCACUAGAGUCAUUGGCUUCUGCUCAGUCUCUUUCCAACCCAGUAUUACCCCAGUAUCAAAACCCUCCAUUCUCUCCUACUUGUCCAGACAGCAUUGCAUCAGAUGCCAUUUCUGUAUAUAGCCUGAGCUCCAUUGCUUCUUCCAUGAGUUUUGUUUCCAAGCCAGAGAGCAUGCCAGAUGGUGUGGGGCAUAGAGGACGCCAGGACUAUGAGAGGCCCAAGAACAUCUAUCCACAUAGGCCUUCUGCAGCACAGAGCCAGCUGUCAUUGCAAACUAGCACUGCAGUGAGCAGAGAUGAGGAGGAGUAUGAAGGAUUUUCCAUAAUUAGCAAUGAGCCUUUGGCCAAUUACCAAGAAAACAUAAAAACGAGAUUUUCCCCUGAUCACAAACAGCCCCAAACUAGUCAGACUGGAGGUAUUAAAGAGUCUGUCAUUUCCAAGGGGAACAUCAGUACCCCAAAUUCUCCUGUUAAAAUGACUCUUAUUCCCAGUCCAAACUCACCUUUCCAAAAGGUUGCGAAACUUGCAAGUUCUGAUACUGGGGAAUCUGACCAAUCUAGCACUGAGACUGACAGCACUGUCAAGUCCCAGGAGGACAACAAUCCAAAGCUUGAUCCACAAGAGUUGGCCCAAAAAAUUCUGGAGGAAACUCAGAGUCACCUCAUUGCUGUUGAACGUCUUCAGAGAAGCAGCAGUCAAAUAAGCAAAAGCAACAGUUCAGACGAUGUGGCUCCCACACCAGCCGGUGCAUCUGCAUUCAGAUCCUCAGAGACCAGUGCAUUCAGUAGGCCAGUCAGCUCUAAUCAGAAAAACCAGUCUUCACCUGUUACAAUUAAACCAAAGCCUCCAACAAGGAGUUCGUCCCUGCAGAAAGUGAGUUCUGGCUACAAUAGCCCCACAACAUCCGAGAUGUCAAACAAAGAAGGUGCGGGCCAAUACAGUGGGCAGCCAUCUCCAGGUUCUGAUUCACAUGGGUCCUUAACUGAACAACCUCACUUUAAACUCAAGUACCCCAGCUCUCCUUAUAGUGCUCAUAUUUCUAAAUCACCCAGAAAUAUCUCUCCAAGCUCAGGGCAUCAGUCUCCUGGUGGCAGCACUCCAUCUCCUGCUCUGUCUUAUUCCUCAGCUGGUUCUGCUCGUUCAAGCCCAGCUGAUGCCCCAGAUAUAGACAAAUUAAAGAUGGCUGCCAUUGAUGAAAAAGUGCAAGCAAUUCACAACUUAAAAAUGUUCUGGCAAAGCACUCCCCAGCACUCCACUGGCCCAGUAAAGAUUUUCCGAGGAGCUCCUGGAACAAUGACUUCUAAGAAAGAUGUCCUCAGCUUGCUAAACUUAUCUCCACGACACAGCAAAGAAGAAAGUGCAGAUAAGCUGGAACUAAAGGACCUAUCUAUUCAGCAACACUUUGCUUCUCCACAAAAGAACCCUCCAAACGGACACAGGCGCCCUGAAAUUACAAAUGCAGUGACAUCAACUCAUUCUUCACCUUCCAGUAGUACUCCAGGAACUGUACGCCCUUUGAGGCUGCCAUCUGGAAAUGGUUAUAAAUUCUUGUCACCGGGAAGAUUUUUUCCUUCCUCCAAAUGUUGAAAUGUCCUCUAUACCAACUGAUGACUUAAAAUCUUGUUAAAAGUAUUUGCUUCUGCCCACUUGCCUUUAUCAAUACAGAACCACAGAAUAUUACCUAAAAAGCCAUGGUCACACCCACGGUUGGCAGUACGCAGGUGAGCAACAGAUGGGCCCUGUCUUCACAGCAGGAGCAUGGGCCUUACACAGAUGGGUUUUGGUUCCCCUUACCUGGACCCUGGCCAGACUCACUUGAUAACAGUUCUUAUGCAGUGUUCAGUAUUUGCAGCAACAGGUCCAAUGAAUCUAGUUGUUUGUUUGUAAAAUAUUAACUCUUAAGCCACGUACUUGUAUUUCUUAUCCUAACAGGAGGUUUUGCAGCAAACUUUUUAUACAGAAAUUAAUACAUAUCAGGGAUUGGAGAGGGAGGUGAGAGAAGGCAAAACUUUGAUUUAUACCAUAAAGAAAGUGUGCACAAGUUUCUGCCUAAAGAAGUACAAGCCAUUUCUUUGAUUGCUUUCAAAGGCUGAAAAGGAGGAUAACACGUCUCCAGUACCUCUGCUAAGUUAGCCAAACACAAGAAAUUACUGGUGCAGCAACUCCAUAGCAGCACAAUGCUGGCAGUUGUCUUGCAUUAUUCAGAGGCUAGUAGGACAGAGGUGUCUCAUUCCAAAACCUCCUUCUCAGGUAUCUCCUCUGGAGGGAGACCUUUCAGGUGAAUUUUUGCUGACUGAUCUGCUCCCAAAAUGUUUUGGGCAUAGUGAACAAUUUGAGCCUCUCACAUGAGGUGGGGGAAUGUGUCAGAGAAACAAAUUCUGGUUUUAUUGAAUGAUCUGAUGCUUCUGGCACAUAGCUUUAUUAUGGUAGAGAUUUAUCUUGGCAAGUAUUUAGUCAGCACAGAUGUCUUCUGUCUGCUAAGUGUGCGCAGAAAAGGGAGACAAACAUGGAAACUCAGAGCAUUAUUUUACAGUUCCACAGGAGGCAGGAAUCUGACAUCAGUGUAUGUGAUUUAGAAAUCACAUGUCCAAAUAAAUCCAUCACUAAUUCUGCUGAACCUUUCAAAAUAGUUCAUCACGGGCAGGUCUUCAAAUCUUUCCCAUCCUGUAGAAACUCAUUUCUUUUGGGGACAAGUAUCCCAGUAUAAGUACAUGAGAUAGGUUUAUGUCCACUUGCAAUCAGAACGUACAGGAUGGACCAUGCAGACUGCCUACUUACAGAAUCUGUGCACCCUCUUAUCCAUGGAGAAAAGAGAAAAAAAAGCAACCCAGGGGUUUAGGUUUAAUGGAUCACAUUUGAGAGGUUUGUGGGAUUUUUUUAAGUGGCCUUUCAGUGCAGUGAUAUAAUAAUAAUCAGAAGUGAUCAUUUACAUGCACUAAAAUCUAUGGACAUGUGGUAACAUUAACUCAGCCACAUUUCACACUUAGAUCCAAGUAUUUCACAGGCCAUGAGCUAUGAAGUCGGAGCACUGAAUCACCAAGGCUUUUGGUUGCUGUUCUGCACUCCCCAAAUUUCUUGAGCAGCUGGGGGCUAAUCACUUCACCUCUCUGUGCCUCAUCUUCCCCAUCUAAGUGGGGAUAGUAAUACUUACCUACCUACCUCACAGAGGUGUUGUGAGGCUUAAUUAACAAAUUAAGCCCUGAGCUUUAGUCAGAUCUUAAGUCAACUUCCAGUCUUGUGCCUGACUACCUGAAUGGUGAAUGCAGUCAGCUCUCUAAUCUUACAAGGGACACACGGUUGAUGCAGAUAAUUGUUCCAUCCAUCAUGUCUGGAUGCUCUUCCUGAAAAUACAGGGCUGAUCAUUUGUGAUUUUCUUCAGGAUCUUGGAGGAAAGGCAUGGUAGGAAGAAAGAAGAUUAAAUUUUUAUACCUUAAUACUUAUGUUCAGCUUCCUGAUAGUGCACAUAUCAAAUGCUUGCUUUGAUUAUAUUCAAGAAUUCAGUGGUUUUGGAGGAAUGCUUUCCUUUUCACCGUUGCAAGGAAUUAAUAUGAGCACUAAAGGCACAGAAUAUAGGGUUGUGUUAUUUUAGUCAGCUAAAAAGGAUGGAUGCUGACGAGUUUCAGUGCAGAAAGACAAGACUUCAGUUAUUCACUUAUUUAUAUUAUGCAAUGUAGCAAAACAGUCAAGAAAAAUCGGUUAAACUCACAUGAUGCAAGUUACUUGUCUGUACAUUACAUCUUCCUGUGAUGGAUUGGUGCUAGGUAUCUUCUUCUUUAAGUAGGAAGAGUUAAAAUAGUGGGCUGAAAUGAGUCAGUACAACACAUACACUUCAUGUGGAUGGUGAUACUGCUGAUCAUGCAACUUGUGGUCACAAGACUGCCGAGAGACUUCGUGUGACCUGCUCUGUUUGUAACCAACACGGCCGUCGUUGAAUGACAUCCCAGGGUCAUCCAGGAUGGAAGUGGGCAGCUUUUUGCUUAUAGCAACAGCAAAUACUCCCUGCAGUGCUGCAUAACAUGCCAGAAACAAGCCUCUCUACUUGCAAUUUACUUCCAUAACUAAAGGAUCUUUAAUCUGUAGAAAUUAUAUAUUGCCAUUUUGGUACAGCUCAUUUUUAUGCUGCCAGUGGGUUUCUUACUGGCUUUGGAUAACUAAACUUUUCAGAAAGAGCUAAAUCUUAGUUGUUGUUUAAUGGUUGGGAGGGAGAAGCAUUAGAAGGAAGGAAGGGUUCAGAUGUAGAGGAAGUUCAGUAUUUGGGAAACUGGUAUUGUAUAAAUAUGGAAGAUAAGUGUCAGUAGAACAAGUCUUUUGGGAAAUUUAUUUCCAUUGACACAGGGCACUUCCAUUGGCUUAUUGAGAGCUAUGAACAUGCAUGCUUGUCAUGGUUGGGAUACACUUCACACACCUUGUGCCUCACUCCUCCACCCCUGAAUGAGAAACAACCCUUUUGUGAGGAAAAAAAAAAAAAAAAAAAGUUUUAUCAGGUUUGCCCAGUAUGUGGAGAAAUUCAGGAAAUGAAACGAACAUGUUCUCCUUUUGGUAUUAGAAUUCCUUCUGUGGAGUUUAAAUGCAUUUGUUGUUGUUGUAUUUGUGCAUGGUACAAGUGACAACACUACUUAAUACAGUGAGCAAUAAGAAUUAGGUAUUAUCCACUUUCACAUUAGACCUUCCACAUGCAGAAAAUCCCCAAGGCAAUAGAAUGUAUUUUAGUUUGGUUUUACCCAGUAUGUUUUACUGUGUGAGAUACUAAUUACAUAUAUUUUAUUGACUGUCUUUAGCUUAAACUAAAUGGGAACAGUAAACAAUCUCAGUGAUCAAAA